GGGGCAGUUUGGGAAAUACGAGUGCAUUCAUUUUCUUGGGUACAAUCAAAUUUUCCAUUUGUUUCCUUAUUUUAAUGUAGCUUUUUUUCUCUUUUAAAGCAGACAUCAGCUGUUAGUUUACAGGCGUAAUUUUUCUUACUGUUCAGGAUGAUUUGUUUGGUUUCAUCAUAUUCAGGUCGAAAAUCCACUUUCAGAAAAGUGUACACUGAAACCACUGGCUUUUCUGCCCCACAAAUUGGAGUGUGAUACUACUUAUUUUCUAGGACUGUUUGGUAUUGCUGUGGUUUUAAGAGAACUUGCAGCUCCCUUCAACUUCAUAAUACGGUCUGCUGACAGUGAAUCUAGGAAAAUAUAUUAAGUUUGACCCACAUAUUGUAGAGUCUGUCCCAAGUGAAAAAAAAAGAAAGAGAAAAAGCAUGGCUGCAAAGGAGAAGCUGGAGGCAGUGUUGAAUGUGGCCCUGAGGGUGCCCAGCAUCAUGCUGCUGGAUGUCCUAUACCGCUGGGAUGUCAGCUCCUUCUUCCAGCAGAUCCAGAGAAGCAGCCUCAGCAACAACCCCCUUUUCCAGUACAAGUAUUUGGCUCUCAAUAUGCAUUACGUAGGUUAUAUCCUAAGUGUUGUGUUACUCACCCUGCCCAGACAGCAUCUGGUUCAGCUGUAUUUAUAUUUUCUGACUGCCCUGCUCCUCUAUGCUGGUCAUCAAAUCUCCAGGGACUAUGUUAGGAGUGAACUGGAGUCUGCCUAUGAAGGACCAAUGUACUUAGAACCUCUCUCCAUGAAUCGCUUUACCACAGCCUUAAUAGGUCAGCUGGUGGUGUGCACUCUUUGCUCCUGUGUCAUGAAGACCAAGCAGAUCUGGCUCUUCUCUGCUCACAUGCUUCCUUUGCUUGCUCGGCUCUGCCUCGUUCCUCUGGAAACCAUUGUGAUCAUCAACAAGUUUGCUAUGAUUUUCACUGGAUUGGAAGUUCUCUAUUUUCUUGGGUCCAACCUUUUAGUACCAUACAACCUUGCUAAGUCUGCAUACAGGGAAUUGGUUCAGGUAGUGGAGGUAUAUGGCCUUCUUGCCCUGGGGAUGUCCUUGUGGAACCAGCUGGUCGUCCCUGUGCUUUUCAUGGUUUUCUGGCUUGUCUUAUUUGCUCUUCAGAUUUACUCCUAUUUCAGCACCCGAGAUCAGCCUGCAUCACGGGAGAGACUGCUUUUCCUUUUUCUGACAAGCAUCGCCGAGUGCUGCAGCACCCCCUACUCCCUGCUGGGCCUGGUCUUUACGGUCUCAUUUGUUGCCUUGGGCGUCCUCACCCUCUGCAAGUUCUACCUGCAGGGUUAUCGGGCUUUCGUGAACGAUCCUGCCAUGAAUAGGGGGAUGACUGAAGGCGUGACCCUGUUAAUCCUGGCCGUGCAGACAGGGCUGAUCGAGCUGCAGGUGGUACACCGCGCCUUCCUCCUCAGUAUCAUCCUCUUCAUUGUUGUGGCCUCCAUACUGCAGUCCAUGUUGGAGAUCGCAGAUCCCAUUGUUCUGGCACUCGGAGCGUCUCGAGACAAGAGCUUAUGGAAACACUUCCGAGCUGUGAGCCUGUGUCUGUUUUUGCUCGUCUUCCCUGCCUACAUGGCAUACAUGAUCUGCCAGUUUUUCCACAUGGACUUCUGGCUUCUCAUCAUUAUCUCCAGCAGCAUCCUUACCUCCCUUCAGGUUCUGGGAACACUUUUUAUUUAUGUAUUAUUUAUGGUUGAGGAAUUCAGAAAAGAGCCUGUGGAGAACAUGGAUGACGUCAUCUACUAUGUGAACGGCACAUACCGCCUGCUGGAGUUCCUUGUGGCCCUCUGUGUGGUGGCCUAUGGUGUCUCUGAGACCAUCUUUGGAGAGUGGACUGUGAUGGGCUCCAUGAUCAUCUUCAUCCAUUCCUACUACAACGUGUGGCUUCGGGCCCAGCUGGGCUGGAAGAGCUUUCUUCUCCGCAGGGAUGCUGUGAAUAAGAUUAAAUCAUUGCCCAUUGCCACAAAAGAACAGCUGGAGAAGCACAAUGACAUCUGUGCCAUCUGUUACCAGGACAUGAAAUCUGCCGUGAUGACGCCAUGCAGUCAUUUCUUCCACGCAGGCUGUCUUAAGAAGUGGCUGUAUGUCCAAGAGACCUGUCCUCUGUGCCACUGCCACCUCAAAAACUCCCAACCUGCUGGACUAGGGACAGAGCCUGCUCCACAGCCCCAUGCUGCAGCUGAGCAAAACCUCGUGCCUCAGCAAGGCACUGAAGCCCCAGGCCCUGAGCAUCCUCCAGGAUCCCGGAUGCAGGAAGACUCUGGGGACAAUCGUGGGGAUAUCACCAGGAGAUCUGAUAGCCAGGAAGGGGCUGUUGACCCCAGGCAGGAGCCUCAGAAUGGGGUGGAUGAAGGGCGGCCCACUGAAUCAGUCUAGAAGGAAGGAGCAGCACCGUGCCCCUUGGUACUGUGGAGAAGAAGGCUUACCGUGGAACUGUGCUGGGAUCUGAUGAGGGAAUGUGAUGGAGUCAGGCAGGAAGCUCCAUUCUGAGGAUCUGCUCUUGCUCUGGGAAGCCCUCGGAGUCGAGACUUCCCACUCCAGCCCCUGGUGUGUAGAAGGAGUUUUGCAAUGUAUGCUCAUCAAAAUGUAUUUAUAUGUUCUAUGCUGAUGUUCUAUAGAGGCUUGCCAAGACGAUUCAGUCAACAACUUCAGGUGCAGCCCCUGAGGGGUGCAUAAAAUCAUAUGUUGAGUUUGAAAGGGGCCAAGGGAAGGAGGCUAAAUAACGUGAGGACAGUCUUGGGAAGAAGCGGAACUGGCAUUAUUUUUCCCUGUUUGUGGGACAGAAUGAUUUCUUGUUAUAAAGUAUGAGCUGUGAUCAGCCCUUUUCUCCACUCCUUUCCUCUCAGUUAAUCGGAACUCAGGUGGCUGUUGAGUUUUGUACAGCGCUACAGUGAAAUCAAAGAUGUAGAACACUGAUUGUAUUCAAAGACUGAAGCUUGAUCACACUUGGAUGUGCCGGGAGGGGAGGGGCUGAUGCGCAUUCAUGUGACCAGACAAACUUGGAUGUGCUCUACAGGGUUGGGGGGCUGGCCCCGGGCUUGGUGGGUGCAUUCACGUGACUGAGACUCUUGAACUUCAUGACGGAGUCCUCAUUACUUUGUUGUAUAUGGAACUUUUGUUAAUAUAUCUAUACUUGGCUGGCUGGGUGAAGUAAACUAAAACUCUAAUGAACACUUUGGAGUCUGCUUUAGCAGAGGAGGCCAAAGUGGGAAGGGCUUUAGGGCAUUGAUAAAGCCCCAAGUGUACUUUGCAAUCUUGUGUAAUGUUUAAUUCUUGCAACUGAAUCAAAACAGUGUUAAAUUAUGGCAAUACUUGCACUUUGGGAAUGAGUACAGACCUGUAUGACCACUCUGCAAAUGCCACUUUAAAGCUGUUCGUAGGCCUUGCACCUUUUCUUUGACAAGGAUGUGUCAUAUUUAAAUUUUUACCUUCAUCAUGGCUACAGGUAGAAUGGGGGGGGGAUUUUUUUAUGGGAAUUUUGAUAUGAAAAGAAACUAGUCAUUUAUUUAUACAAUAGGCUUGGCUCAAAAAGUGUUUUUCAGACUUGGUAUUCCUAAUGUGAGAUGUUCACUUCAUUUUAUUUUAGUAGCAGAUUGGGGUGUAGACUGACAGACAUAGCUGAAUGUCUUAAUAAAUCUAAAUUUGAAGAUAA
Messenger RNA from Dipodomys ordii (Ord's kangaroo rat), 3681 nucleotides. It is a transcript of the gene Rnf145, whose product is annotated as ring finger protein 145. The transcript is spliced from 12 exons. Bases 417 to 2405 code for a protein of 662 amino acids. Gene Ontology annotation, molecular function: ubiquitin protein ligase activity; zinc ion binding. NCBI's taxonomy places the organism in Eukaryota, Metazoa, Chordata, Mammalia, Rodentia, Heteromyidae. Gene Ontology annotation, cellular component: endoplasmic reticulum; endomembrane system. The record is from RefSeq and is a predicted model, not a curated record.